Messenger RNA from Sclerotinia trifoliorum, 746 nucleotides. The record is from the annotation of a GenBank genome assembly. Lineage: Eukaryota; Fungi; Ascomycota; Leotiomycetes; Helotiales; Sclerotiniaceae.
CCUACAGUGGAAAUUUUGGUGGGUAGCCAGACCAGGCUGCGUCUGCAUGCGCUAAAAGUACCGGUAGCGAUACCGAUGCUUUAUUCACGGCCAUUGUCUUUGUAGGACGCGACGUUCAAAACUAUUUUUCAAUCAAAGAAACAAUUCCGUGAAACCAAAAUCGGUAUUGCGAAAGAAGAUAUGGAGAACGGAGCAUUAAAUCAAGGCGAGGGCAAGGAUCCUUCAUCCUUCCUGUCAGAUAUCAUUGGAUCAAGAGUCAUUGUAAAGCUCAAUAAUUCUCUCGUCUUCAAAGGUUACCUACUAUUUAUCCCUCCAUUGCAUAGCCCAAAGCUUACAUGUUCCUAGGAGAACUACAAUCAGUCGAUGGAUAUAUGAAUAUUGCGCUGGAGAAAUGCGAGGAGUGGGUUCAUGGAAAGAAGAAGACGGUUCAUGGAGAUGCUUUUGUGCGGGGCAACAAUGGUGAGGAUUCUUCCCUCUGGAUAUCAUGUCGAUAUGCGAAGCUAAUUCCGUUUGUUUUUUAGUCAUGUACAUCUCGGCCGAUGAGUCUGCAUAAUAGCACAAUGGUGAAAAAGCAUUGGGUGGGAGUUAUGGAGUGCUAUACAGGAAGGAUCCUUUUACGAAAUUCAUGAUAUCCAAAAGACGAUGAUGGGAUGCGACAAGGCAGGAGAAGAGCAGUGCAUAUGUGCAUGGCCAUAAGAUAAUCGAUAUUCCAAUAUUUGGAAACUGCCAAAAUAGAACAAAGGGGU